Messenger RNA from Cryptotermes secundus, 4814 nucleotides. RefSeq names its product phosphatidylcholine:ceramide cholinephosphotransferase 2. Gene Ontology annotation, cellular component: Golgi membrane; endoplasmic reticulum membrane. The transcript has 9 exons. NCBI's taxonomy places the organism in Eukaryota, Metazoa, Arthropoda, Insecta, Blattodea, Kalotermitidae. Gene Ontology annotation, biological process: ceramide biosynthetic process; sphingomyelin biosynthetic process. Gene Ontology annotation, molecular function: ceramide cholinephosphotransferase activity; sphingomyelin synthase activity. The record is from RefSeq and is a predicted model, not a curated record. Bases 1435 to 2682 code for a protein of 415 amino acids.
AAGCAGUCUCCAAGGUGCUUGGAUCGGGCGAAGCAGAACGCGGGUUGAGUGAGAAGAGUUGAUGCUGUUUUUGUAUACCAGGUUUUUGUUUUUGUUAGCUUUGUAGAAGCUUAUUGCGCAUUGUGAAAAAUGAAGUUUCAUCUAAAAUCAAGACCCGUGUCAGAGUUAGGUGACCUUAAGCUGUUCCAUCAACAGUGGCAGUGGAAGGUGAUGUAACUGCUGAUGUGUGGCAGUCUCGAAGGUGCUGUUUGCAACCCCCUGAAGGGAGUCAAGUUCCUUGUGCGGCCUCUGAAGACGUCAUCGGCGUUUCUUAGAAGCUUAGUGAAUGCGUGAAGGCUGCUGCGACUUCAGUGUAAACCCUUCGGCUGUCAUAACAUCUGGUUUAUUCAUUUCCUUGAUCUUGCCGAGUGUAUGGAAGUAAUUUGGCGCAAGCGAAGUUGUUGUAAGGCAACAUAUGCUCCGCUCAUUUCAGCACUGAAAUCAGAUUUAAAUGUUUUCCUAGUACAGAAUUCAGGGAUGGGUUAUAAGCGAGACCAUGAUACAGAAUAGAUUUGGGGGGAGGGGGGUUAUGCGAAGUACCUGUGUUGGAAUAGUCUUAAAACUGUUUCAGAGGUUAUGAUAGUUUUAUCAAACUACCAGUUACCUUAAGAUUUUCGUAUUGGUGUCUUUUUUUUUAGGUCUGUGUUUAAAGAUGCAAAAGGUGCACCUAACUUUAUACAGGAAAUUUAAAAUAGUUCUCGCUUCAUUACAUACUGGAUAACAAAUAUAUGUGGAUAUUUGGUAAACUUAAAAAUAUCGAAUAGAGGCCCCGUUCUUUUUAAUUAAUUCAAGAAUUUGCCAUUUUUCUAGAAGUAAUUUUUUUCCUAUAAGUGCCGUGAUAUCCAUGGUACUCCUGUAAAGAAUUAUACACUCUUGUUUAACUACCUACAUGGCUAUGAAUUCUAACGUGUUUUGUGCGCUAAGACUGAUUAUUUUGUAUAGAUUUCUAUAUCCGAAAGUGAAACUCCUGCAUCAACCACACGAGUGACAAAUGGACCAUGAAUUAAUCACUUUUAAUUCAUUCUGUGCGUGACUUGCCGUCUGUUGCGUCAAUUUAAGUCGCGGAUUGAAUUAUGUGAACAGACUUUAAUUUUCAGUUAAAAGUGUGUAAUAAAUGUGUGUGUGUGCGCGAGAGAAAGUCAAUAUGGUGUGAGCUAAGGUCUAUUUUGUUGCAUACUUGACUGCGAAGAAGGACCGUGUGAACAGUUGCGUUUUAUUUCAUCUAACUAAGCGGUGUUACCAGGCAUGGGACGUCAUAGAAUUAUCAUCUCCGGUUUGUUCCAGAGGACCGCAACCCACCUGACAGCUGCACUGAGUAAGUAAAGCUGGUUUGCUGACUUCCAGUUGACCUGCCCGUGUGGGAACAUACUUAUUCUCCGUGGCCACCUUUUCUGGAUGGUGUUGGACCCCAAGAAUAGCAGCCACAAUGACUAUGGCAGUAUCCAGACUCAGAGUAAUGGUAUCAGUGGUGGUCCACAUCACCAGCAUCAUACUGUAGACAUUCCGGGCAUAGCCCACCAGUCCUGUAGUGAUGAGACAGGGCUGCAUAGCGACAACGAGAGUGUCCGCCUGACUCGCGAUAUGACCCAAUCCGACCUAUAUCAGCGACAGCCGCUGCUCCCCCCCAGCACAAAGGCCAAUGCCUGGACAAGCAACAACACAGGCGAUAUCCUCUCCCCUCCCAUUGAGUACUAUGAUGAAGAUGACAAGACAGAUGGGUUGGCCAUCCAUCGGGGUGGUGUACCCAAUGGAGUUAUCAAAAUCGAUAUUCCAGCACCUCUUCGAGAAGAACCACGAUUUCCUAAGGAGAAAUGGAAAACUUUUAUUGCAUUCUUGAUAAUGGCUUCAAGUUUUAUGGCAACCACGAUGACCUUGGCUCUAAUCCAUGAGCGAGUGCCUGACAAGGAUGUUGGCCCCUUGUCAGAUGUGUUCCUGGAUUCAGUGGCAGAGGCAGCUUGGGCACUCGAUGUCUCAGAGAUACUCAUCAUGAUAGCCACCACUGCGGCAUCCUUCGUUCUUGUCUUCCACAAGCACCGGUUCAUCGUAAUGCGACGGGUGUUUUUGAUCCUGGCAGCCUUGUACCUGAUGCGCUCUGUUACAAUGUUUGUGACUGUUCUGCCAGUCUCCAGUCACAACUACUACUGCUCACCAAAGAUGAACACCACCAGCGGUAUUGUGGUACUAAAGCGAGCCUGGCAGUUGAUGACUGGUUUUGGUCUCUCCAUCAACGGGAAGCAUACGUACUGUGGAGACUACAUAUACAGUGGCCACACUGUGAUUCUAGUCUUGAGUUACCUAAUCAUAGGGGAAUAUUCUCCACGGAGGUGUUUCCCUGUCCAUUGGUUAUCCUGGUGUUUAUCUCUGACUGGAAUUGUUAUGGUGCUCUGGUCACAUGGACACUACACAGUGGACGUCAUCAUUGCAUACUAUGUCACCACCACUCUGUUCUGGAUAUAUCACACUCUUGCCAAUAAUGCAAAUCUCAAGCAAAAUGGUCCAAACAACUUCCUUUCACGGAUGUGGUGGUUCCCAUUAUUUUGGUACUUUGAGAAGAAUGUUGGAGGUCCAGUGCCACGCCAGUAUGAGUGGCCUCUGCCAUGGCCUCGGCGAUGCCAUGGAAAACAUCCUAACCGGAACAGUUAGUGAGAACAGAAUCUCUGUGCUUGCAGUUGUGACUUUUAUUUUUCCCUUUCAGCAGUGUGUUUAAAUGCAGAAAUGUGUUAACAUAUGAAAUGAAGCAUUGUGAAGUGUACCAAGCAAUGAGGCUGUGCUGAGGAUGUCAGGGUUGAUUACAGCUAACAUUGAUUGUGGGAACUCUUCUCACUCUUCAGUAUUUUCUGUCAAGAAACAAAGGUUGAAUAUACAUGUUAUGUUGGUGGCUGCAGAAACCUUAACUGUCAUGGCUAAGGUUAAUAAGUUGUUAAGCAUAUCUCAUUCCUGAUGGCAGGCAGCCAGCAAUAUGAUAAUGCCAGAACAUGAUAAGUAAGGGGUAACGUACAAACUGUCAGGGUAUAUUGUGUCUCACUAUACUAUAAAAGACACGUUGAGAAGGAGACACAAACAUUUGUUUCGUUGCUUUAUGCAUGGGCAUCUCCACAGUGGCAUGAAUGAUGAAGCAUUUAGCAACAUAACUCCUUAUAUCAUGCUUUGUGUCAAACUGCUGUCCUUAGUGGUAUUUGUGUACAAACUUUGUUAGAAGUGUUGAAGGGAAUUGUGUCAUUACCUGUGUCGUGGUGUCAGGGUUGUCGGAAUAUUAAAGGUUGGGGAUGAUAAUAUAUUCUGUUUGAAUUCCAGCACUGUGCACAUUUGUAGUGCUUGUAUUUAAAAUGAGACUUAAUUUUUUCUUUUAUUUAUUUCUGUGGUAUAGAUAAGGAAUUAAUGGUUAAUGGAUAGGAAGGAGGGGGAGAGAGGUAUUUCAAGAAUAACAUAAAAUAUUUAUCCAAAAUUAUUUCACAUAAAUUAUCUUUGACAUCUUUGUCGUGGUUGUAUUAGCUUCAGAUCUGUCACCUGGAAUUUGGAAGAUAACAAAAUCUCUGAUCCUGUGGUACUGACAAAUUCUGACUCCUGAAUAAUGGUAUUAAUGUUGAAGAAAUGCAAUUCUAGGCCUCCUGAAAUGUGCAUGUCUGUGUCACAAUAAUGUGUCAUUGUGAUGAUAAGGGUUAACUGUUGUAAGUUACUAGGUUUUCAAACUUUGUCCAUUCUCCAGUACCAGAUGAUGGACAAAGUUCAGAACCCAAUAAUUCUGAGCAUUAUAUGCCAUCAUCAGAACCCUUUAGUAUCUAACUGUUGUAAAAUUUGUCAUGUACAUUCCAGUGUAUGUUGCGCGACUUAUUAACAUGGAAGUAAGUAUUCAAGUAGUACACAAUAGAUCAUAGACGGUUACAGCACACAUUAUGUCAGCCCCUUUAAGGCAGCGUCUGCAUAAGCGCACAAAAUGCGUCCGUUGUAACAAACGUCGUGACGUCCAUUGUAGAAAUAAACGAGAGGCAUGCUAAGCUUUCUUCUGGCUCCAUUGCAGACAAAAAAUUACGCACCCAAUUCGGCAACUGUGUGGUGUCCUCAGCACCGUCAUAAAGUACCGUUCGUUGCAACAGACUAAUUCUUGUGCUCGUGUAGAAGCUGCCUAAUCUGAAUACCCAUAUACAGGGCAGGUAUACAAAUUGUGACACAGUACUACAUUAUACAGAAAAAUUUAAAUUUAAAAAUAUAUGCUAUUUACAUUUCAUGUAACGUCUUUACAGAUGAUUUGCUUUGUUACCUCGUAAAUAUGUUGGUGUUUAUGAUUAUGUUUUUGAGAACAUCUGAAGCAUAAUUGAAUGUUCUGAAUGGUAUGGUGCAUGUGCUUUUGAUUGCAAACACGCAGUUGAGUUUAGUAUUUUGUAUUUCUGCUCUGGGCUCACCCCUAAGUUCAAAUGCCAAUGAACAAAUCUGUGAUGUGUGAAGUGGUGAGGGAGACAUUAUGGUAACAGCCAGCCAAAGUGUCCCCUCUCCUGGAUUCUCCUCCCAGCCUCAGAGUUGAACAGGGUUCCUAAACAUGCUCAGGUCUUAACAUUAGCUCUGCAUGAAUGGAAGAUGCCAGCAAAUGGGUGAGAGAAUGAAGAGCAAAGUAAGGCAAUGAUGCAUGAUAAAAAUAAAUUUGGAUAUGUCCAAGUUUUCACAUCGAAAAACAAUAUAUAUGGGUAAUUAAUCUUGAAGUCGUUAUAAUAUGAAAUAAAGGCCGCACCAUAGCUUAAGCGGUUAGUCGCUGGCUUACCACCGCGGCAGCUCGGGUUCAA